AGUGCGUCGAGCUCGCCGGGGACCCAAGAUGGCGGCGUGUGGACGUGUACCGAGGAUGUUCCGCUUGUCGGCGAUGCUGCAGUUGCUGCUGCUCGCCGCGGCCGGGGCCGAGAAACUCCUGGGCCAGGGCGUCCACAGCCAGGGCCAGGGCCCCGGAGCCAACUUCGUGUCCUUCGUAGGGCAGGCUGGAGGCGGCGGCCCGGCGGGUCAGCAGCUGCCCCAGCUGCCUCAGUCAUCGCAGCUCCAGCAGCAGCAGCAGCAGCAGCAACAGCAACAGCAACAGCAACAGCAGCAGCAGCAGCAGCAGCAGCAACAGCAACAGCAACAGCAACAACAGCAGCAGCCUCAGCCGCCGCAGCCGCCUUUCCCGGCGGGUGGGCCUCCGGCCCGGCGGGGUGGAGCGGGAGCUGGCGGGGGCUGGAAGCUGGCGGAAGAAGAGUCUUGCAGGGAGGACGUCACCCGCGUGUGCCCCAAGCACACCUGGAGCAACAACUUGGCGGUGCUCGAGUGCCUGCAGGAUGUGAGGGAGCCUGAAAAUGAAAUUUCUUCAGACUGCAAUCAUUUGUUGUGGAAUUAUAAGCUGAACCUAACUACAGAUCCCAAAUUUGAAUCUGUGGCCAGAGAGGUUUGCAAAUCUACCAUAACAGAGAUUAAAGAAUGUGCUGAUGAACCAGUUGGAAAAGGGUACAUGGUUUCCUGCUUAGUGGAUCACCGAGGCAACAUCACUGAGUAUCAGUGUCACCAAUACAUUACCAAGAUGACGGCCAUCAUUUUUAGUGAUUACCGUUUAAUCUGUGGCUUUAUGGAUGACUGCAAAAAUGACAUCAACAUCCUGAAAUGCGGCAGUAUUCGGCUUGGAGAAAAGGAUGCACAUUCACAAGGUGAGGUGGUAUCAUGCUUGGAGAAAGGCCUGGUGAAAGAAGCAGAAGAAAGAGAACCCAAGAUUCAAGUUUCUGAACUCUGCAAGAAAGCCAUUCUCCGGGUGGCUGAGCUGUCCUCGGAUGACUUUCAUUUAGACCGGCAUUUAUAUUUUGCUUGCCGAGAUGAUCGGGAGCGUUUUUGUGAAAACACACAGGCUGGUGAGGGCAGAGUGUACAAGUGCCUCUUUAAUCAUAAAUUUGAAGAAUCCAUGAGUGAAAAGUGUCGAGAAGCACUCACAACCCGCCAAAAGCUGAUUGCCCAGGAUUAUAAAGUCAGUUAUUCACUGGCCAAAUCCUGUAAAAGUGACUUGAAGAAAUACCGGUGCAAUGUGGAAAACCUUCCGCGAUCCCGUGAAGCCAGGCUAUCCUACCUGCUCAUGUGCCUGGAGUCAGCUGUACACAGAGGGCGACAAGUGAGCAGUGAGUGCCAGGGGGAGAUGUUGGAUUACCGACGCAUGUUGAUGGAAGACUUUUCUCUGAGCCCUGAGAUCAUCCUAAGCUGUCGGGGGGAGAUUGAACACCAUUGUUCCGGAUUACAUCGAAAAGGACGGACCCUACACUGUCUGAUGAAAGUAGUUCGGGGGGAGAAGGGGAACCUUGGAAUGAACUGCCAGCAGGCGCUUCAGACACUGAUUCAGGAGACUGACCCUGGUGCAGAUUAUCGCAUUGAUCGAGCUUUGAAUGAAGCUUGUGAAUCUGUAAUCCAGACAGCCUGCAAACACAUAAGAUCCGGAGACCCAAUGAUUUUGUCAUGCUUGAUGGAACAUUUAUACACAGAGAAGAUGGUGGAAGAUUGUGAACACCGUCUCUUAGAGCUGCAGUAUUUCAUCUCCCGGGAUUGGAAGCUGGACCCUGUCCUAUACCGCAAGUGUCAGGGAGAUGCUUCUCGUCUUUGCCACACCCACGGUUGGAAUGAGACCAGUGAACUUAUGCCUCCUGGAGCUGUGUUCUCUUGUUUAUACAGACACGCCUACCGCACUGAGGAACAGGGAAGGAGGCUCUCACGGGAGUGCCGAGCUGAAGUCCAAAGGAUCCUACACCAGCGUGCCAUGGAUGUCAAGCUGGAUCCUGCCCUCCAGGAUAAGUGCCUGAUUGAUCUGGGAAAAUGGUGCAGUGAGAAAACAGAGACUGGACAGGAGCUUGAGUGCCUCCAGGACCAUCUGGAUGACUUGGUGGUGGAGUGCAGGGAUAUAGUUGGCAACCUCACCGAGUUAGAAUCAGAGGAUAUUCAAAUAGAAGCCUUGCUGAUGAGAGCCUGUGAGCCCAUAAUUCAGAACUUUUGCCACGAUGUGGCAGAUAACCAGAUAGACUCUGGGGACCUGAUGGAGUGUCUGAUACAGAACAAACACCAGAAGGACAUGAAUGAGAAGUGUGCCAUUGGAGUCACCCACUUCCAGCUGGUGCAGAUGAAGGAUUUUCGGUUUUCUUACAAGUUUAAAAUGGCCUGCAAGGAGGAUGUGUUGAAGCUUUGCCCAAACAUAAAAAAGAAGGUGGACGUGGUAAUCUGCCUGAGCACAACCGUGCGAAACGACACUCUGCAGGAAGCCAAGGAGCACAGGGUGUCCCUGAAGUGCCGCAGGCAGCUCCGCGUGGAGGAGCUGGAGAUGACAGAGGACAUCCGCCUGGAGCCAGAUCUGUAUGAAGCCUGCAAGAGUGACAUCAAAAACUACUGUUCCACUGUGCAGUAUGGCAAUGCUCAGAUUAUUGAAUGUCUGAAAGAAAACAAGAAGCAACUCAGUACCCGCUGCCACCAGAAAGUAUUUAAGCUACAGGAGACAGAGAUGAUGGACCCAGAGCUAGACUACACCCUCAUGAGGGUCUGCAAGCAGAUGAUAAAGAGGUUCUGUCCAGAAGCAGAUUCUAAAACCAUGUUGCAGUGCUUGAAGCAAAAUAAAAACAGUGAAUUGAUGGAUCCGAAAUGCAAACAAAUGAUAACCAAGCGCCAAAUCACCCAGAACACAGAUUACCGCUUAAACCCCAUGCUAAGAAAAGCCUGUAAAGCUGACAUUCCUAAAUUCUGUCAUGGUAUCCUGACUAAAGCCAAGGAUGAUUCAGAAUUAGAAGGACAAGUCAUCUCCUGCCUCAAGCUGAGAUAUGCUGACCAGCGCCUGUCGUCAGACUGCGAAGACCAGAUCCGGAUCAUUAUCCAGGAGUCCGCCCUGGACUACCGCCUGGAUCCUCAGCUGCAGCUGCACUGCUCAGACGAGAUCUCUAGUCUUUGUGCUGAAGAAGCAGCAGCCCAAGAGCAGACAGGUCAGGUGGAGGAGUGCCUUAAGGUCAACCUGCUCAAGAUCAAAACAGAAUUGUGUAAAAAGGAAGUGUUAAACAUGCUGAAGGAAAGCAAAGCAGACAUCUUCGUUGACCCAGUUCUUCAUACAGCUUGUGCCCUGGACAUUAAACACCACUGUGCAGCCAUCACCCCUGGCCGCGGGCGUCAAAUGUCCUGUCUCAUGGAAGCACUGGAGGAUAAGCGGGUGAGGCUACAACCUGAGUGCAAAAAACGCCUCAAUGACCGGAUUGAAAUGUGGAGUUAUGCAGCAAAGGUGGCCCCAGCAGAUGGCUUCUCUGAUCUUGCCAUGCAAGUAAUGACAUCUCCAUCUAAGAACUACAUUCUCUCUGUGAUCAGUGGGAGCAUCUGUAUAUUGUUCCUGAUUGGCCUGAUGUGUGGACGGAUCACCAAGCGAGUGACACGAGAGCUCAAGGACAGGCUACAAUACCGGUCAGAGACAAUGGCUUAUAAAGGUUUAGUGUGGUCUCAGGAUGUGACUGGUAGUCCAGCCUGACCUUUCUACACACUCCAGACAAACUUCCCAGACAAGCUCCUUUGUGCCUCCGCGUGGAGAGGGUGUGGAAAGUUAUCACAUUAAAAGAUGGAGGAUUUGCUCCGUU
Messenger RNA from Cebus imitator (Panamanian white-faced capuchin), 3809 nucleotides. RefSeq names its product golgi glycoprotein 1 (gene GLG1). NCBI's taxonomy places the organism in Eukaryota, Metazoa, Chordata, Mammalia, Primates, Cebidae. Gene Ontology annotation, cellular component: Golgi membrane. The record is from RefSeq and is a predicted model, not a curated record. The transcript is spliced from 27 exons. Gene Ontology annotation, molecular function: fibroblast growth factor binding. Bases 29 to 3703 code for a protein of 1224 amino acids.